Molecule: messenger RNA, 962 nt
Organism: Cylicocyclus nassatus
Lineage: Eukaryota; Metazoa; Nematoda; Chromadorea; Rhabditida; Strongylidae
Source: the annotation of a GenBank genome assembly
AUGGCAACCAUCGGAGAUCAUGAUAUAUUUUUUGAAUCUCUGAUGACCCUAGCAGAUGAUGUACUCCCCUAUUUAUCAUUUUCCGCUAUUUGUUCUACUAUAGGAUUAUUUUUAUGCGGACUUCAAAUCUGCCAAAGGAUUCAUGAACGUGGCAAUACUGAAGGCACAGGCUCUGGCCCAUUCCUAAUUACAUUUCUAUCAUGUGCAUUUUGGCUGCAGUACGGUGCAUUGAAACGGGAUAACGUGGUUAUUUUCGUGAACGUAGCUGGAUUUUUCCUGGAGGCCUGCUAUCUGGCGUACUAUUAUCGGAAGACACGGCAGCCUCGAUUGUUACGAAAAGUCAUCGCCGCCGAGCUUGCUGCCAUCGCCGCAAUGCUUUAUGUGGUCAACUAUGGUGGAUUGAGAGAUAACGGCCGAGAAUGGCUUGGCAUGAUCUGUGUUGUUAUGAACAUCGCCAGUAUUGGAUCACCACUUUUUCAAAUUGGACAGGUUAUACGAACGAAAAACUCUGAGUCCAUGCCUCUUCCGCUAUGUUUGGCAUGUUUUGCUGUAAGCUUACAAUGGUUAUGCUAUGGAAUACUGGUCAAAGACUUCUACAUACAGGUACCGAACUACGUAGCAACAUUAUUAUCAACAAUUCAACUGUCCCUAUUUGUUAUUUAUCCACGACGGCCGACAUUUGUGCAAUUACAAGCUGAUAAUCAUUCAGUUUAAUAUGUUUGUAUAUAUGGCACAGUUUUUGAUACUCACAACCCGUUUUGCGCUGAUGAUUCACCGAAAGAUACCUCUUAUAGAUUGUUAAAAUUCUAGUAAUUUCAUUGUUAUUGUUGUAAAGAGAUCAUCUUCUAUAUUUCUUGUCAUCUUUUGGGAGCUGGGUUGGUCCAACGAUUGUGUUUGUUGUGGCUGCUGCUUGACUUUGGUGUUGUGGCUUUGAGCGAAUGUUCAAGAAUCGGCUUUGAAAC